Molecule: messenger RNA, 2325 nt
Organism: Procambarus clarkii (red swamp crayfish)
Lineage: Eukaryota; Metazoa; Arthropoda; Malacostraca; Decapoda; Cambaridae
Gene: KdelR
Product: ER lumen protein-retaining receptor
Biological process (GO): endoplasmic reticulum to Golgi vesicle-mediated transport; protein retention in ER lumen
Cellular component (GO): endoplasmic reticulum; cis-Golgi network; membrane
Molecular function (GO): ER lumen protein retrieval receptor activity
Source: RefSeq, a predicted model, not a curated record
ACUGCCAUCUGUUGACGGGGACGAGAACGUGUGUCGGGAGCCACGUCAUUUGCUCUGAUACUGACUUUGUCUGCCUCACUCCAGCCAAAAUGAACAUUUUUAGGUUGGCAGGGGACAUUUCCCACCUCUUGGCAAUUAUUAUAUUGCUCCUGAAGAUCUGGUCGAGUCGAUCAUGUGCAGGUAUCUCUGGAAAGUCUCAGAUGAUGUUCGCUCUCACAUACACUACGAGAUACCUGGAUCUCUUCACCAACUACAUUUCCCUUUACAAUUCCUCCAUGAAGGUGAUCUUCUUGGCAGCUUCAUAUGCUACUCUGUAUCUUAUAUACAUUCGCUUUAAGGCAACUUAUGACCACAACCAUGAUACCUUCCGUGUAGAGUUUCUGCUGAUUCCAACAGUCAUACUUUCUCUCCUCAUCAACCAUGAUUACUCUCCCCUCGAGAUCUUGUGGACUUUCAGCAUUUACUUAGAAGCCGUAGCCAUCUUGCCACAGUUGUUUAUGGUGUCAAAGACUGGUGAAGCGGAGAGCAUCACAUCCCACUAUUUGUUUGCUCUGGGUUCAUACCGGGCCCUCUACAUUUUCAACUGGGUUUACCGCUACUAUGCCGAAGGCUUCUAUGAUCUGAUCGCCAUUGUGGCAGGAGUUGUGCAAACAGUUCUCUAUUGUGACUUCUUCUAUCUCUACAUCACCAAAGUGCUGCAAGGCAAGAAGCUCCAGUUACCAGCCUAAAGCAGCUCCGGAAUGCUUUUCUUGGUGUUGCCUCACCCCUUUGAAUACCGAGCUGUCAACGGUGUUACACAAACCAUGGAUUUAGUAGGGCGACAUUUGUUCUUUAGUUAAUUUGGAACUUUUUAUAUAUUUCUUUAAUAGAAAUGAUAGCUCUUGUAAUGAAGCUAAACAAAGAUGAGCUGAUUGGUCUGUGUCAAAACUCACAAAAUAAUAGAUUUUUAAUGAGAAUGUGGAAUGCAAAUUAUAUACUUUGGUUAUAGAAAUUAUAUGAAAAACCUUGUAAACGAAAAAAAUUAAUAAAAAAUCUCAUUUUAUCGAUGGAUAUUAUAAUUUGAGAAGUAAUAGCAGACAACGUAAAGGAUAUGAGCGCUAACAAUUUAUCAAAAACAUCCGCUUGUAAUAGUGUUGGUCUAAUUCAUUUGGUUUAUGUGAAUCUUUGGUUGUACUUGUUUAUUACAUUUCACUAUUUAAGUAAAAAUUUUAUAUCGGCACAUGUUGGAAUGAUUUUGACGUGAUGCUUUGAGGUAGCAAACUGUGUGGCAAGUGCUCAAGAUUUGAUAGCACAGACGGCUGCACAAAAUCAUCUGAGAACUGUACAAGUGAACAUCUAGCAUUGAUGACAGUGAAGUGACCCUAUGAGUAAGCUCGCACAAGAGUAAUAUUGUAAAGAUGUCACUCUUUGAUUCGGUGAAUAUUAGUGGAAGCUAAUGGUUAACAGUACUGUAAUUUCAAAAUAUUUGUUUUUGUAAAUGAAUACAUCUUAGAAUCAUAAGCACCAUUAUUUCAGUGACCAGUAUGUCAAGUGAAAUAUGCAAGCAUUGUAGGAAUAGUAUACAUUAGUGUAUCAUUUCUCAAGCUUAUGGAAAAAUUUGUUGUAAUUAGGUUACUCUCAUGAUUUUCAUCUAUCAUAUUUUGAGUGAAUGUGAUAUUGGUUAACAUUUGUGACAAGAUGUUUAACUUAGUUCCAGCUACAGUAUUCUGUAUUAAGUGAAAGCACAUAACACACAGUGUAAAGUGCUGCAUAUAAAUGUGUGUACAUCUUGUUACAAAUAAGUAAUGAUGAUUGCGACUUUGAGCAUUAAUUCUGUUAAGGACCAUUAUUUUGCGCAGCAAGACAGAUUGAUGUCCUGUUCUUGAGGACGAGGAAGACUUCCAGUAUGCACUUUUCAUAUUCAGUUAGCUUUUACUAAGUUAAGCAGUAGACAUAGCUAUGUAUUGUACAGUAUAAAUGCCUCUUUAUACCUUUGUUGUUUGUACUCCAGUGAUGGAGAACAAUGUGAUGGAAGGGAAAAUAAAUACUUUUUUCUGGGUAUAUAGUAAAGGAUAUCUUGGAUUUAUUUAAUUGUAAGAAGUACUAAAGUUUUCCAAAUAGAACCGGAAGUUCAGUAAAACAUUUGAAAUUUUACUAAUGGCAUACUUGAAAGGAUUAAUUGAUUUUUAUAUGUAGAUUUCCUUUACUACAAUAUUAUCCCUGAAAACCUCCAUUGCUUUCCAGUUCUAUACAAAAGGUUAAGUAAAUUUUGACAACAAGCAGUCUCUUCAGAAGUUACUGAAAUAAACGGUCAUUGUGGUGAUCAAUAAAGUUUGUAUAAUAUGA